Messenger RNA from Caenorhabditis remanei, 1254 nucleotides. RefSeq lists its product as uncharacterized. Gene Ontology annotation, molecular function: structural constituent of cuticle. The record is from RefSeq and is a predicted model, not a curated record. Bases 1 to 1254 code for a protein of 417 amino acids. Lineage: Eukaryota; Metazoa; Nematoda; Chromadorea; Rhabditida; Rhabditidae. The transcript has 2 exons.
AUGUCUACUCUUGGCUAUAUUGGAGCAGGCGUCUGCAUGCUCGGAGUUCUCUCCGCACUUUGCUCUAUUGGACAUAUUGUCCAGGACAUCAACAACCUUCGUUCGGAAGUUGAAGGUCGUGUUGAUGAAUUCAAAGUGCUCGCUGAUGACACCUGGGACCGUCUCCUAAUCCUUCAAUCCCCAACCGGAGAAUCCGCCAAUCCAGUGCCAUCCCUUCUCCGUAACAAGAGAUUCGUCUACCCAGGAAUGUGCAAUUGCGACAGCAACUCUCAAGGAUGCCCAGCCGGACCACCAGGACCACCAGGAGCUCCAGGAAAGCGUGGAGACGAAGGACAUCCAGGAGAUGAAGGAAGAAAGGGAGCCAGCGGAAUCUCGCUUGCCACCACCCACGAUAUUCCAGGAGGAUGCAUCAAGUGCCCAGAGGGACCAGCUGGACCACCAGGAUCUGACGGAGAAGUCGGACCACAAGGUUUCCCAGGACUUCAAGGAUCCGCUGGACCAUCCGGAGAAGACGGAGCUCCAGGACAAGAGGGAGCUCCAGGAGAUGAGGGAGAGCAAGGACCAAAGGGAUACGACGGAACCGACGGACCAGACGGAAUGCCAGGAACCACCUACUUCCCAGGAGCCGCUGGACAGCCAGGAGAGCCAGGAUGGCUUGGAGAGACUGGACUUCCAGGACAACACGGAGAGCCAGGAAAGGACGGAGAGGAGGGACCACAAGGAGCACCAGGAACGCCAGGAAAUCCAGGACACGACGCCUUCCCAGGAACACCAGGACAAGCCGGAAAGCCAGGAGCACCAGGAAAGGAUGCCAACUACUGUCCAUGCCCACAAAGACAGGACGACAGAACUCCACCAACCUCCGGAACUCCACAACCACCACCACGUGGAUCCACCUCGCCACCAGCUACUCGUGCUCCACCAGCCACCCGUGCUCCACCAGCCACCACUCGCGCUCCACCAGCAACCACUCGUGCUCCACCAGCACCACAACCACCGGUCACCGAGAAGCCAGGAAGCUCAGACAGCGGAUACCCAUCACCAUCGGAGCCAGAGCCAGCUCAUCCAUCUCCAAGCUAUCCAUCUCCAAGCUAUCCAUCCCCAAGCUACCCAUCUCCAAGCUAUCCAUCUCCAAGCUACCCAGCUGAGCCAGCAUACUCCGUUCCACCACCAACGAAGCCAGAGGUUCCAUCUGGAGGAGGAUAUGAUGCUCCAUCCCCACCACAAACUGGAAGCUACCAGAGACGUUGGUAG